Limanda limanda (common dab) is the source of this 2373-nucleotide messenger RNA. Its product is annotated as leucine-rich repeat and fibronectin type III domain-containing protein 1-like protein. The annotation marks the transcript as partial. The transcript is spliced from 12 exons. NCBI's taxonomy places the organism in Eukaryota, Metazoa, Chordata, Actinopteri, Pleuronectiformes, Pleuronectidae. The record is from RefSeq and is a predicted model, not a curated record. Gene Ontology annotation, molecular function: GTPase activity; GTP binding; protein binding.
UUGGCUCCCCAUCACAGAGGACUUGAUUCUGAUUGGCUCCUGAUCACAGAGUACUUGAUCCUGAUUGGCUCCCCAUCACUUCAGGACUCUGAACCCACGGACAUCAGCUGGAGAGCAGCCAUGGACGUCCUCUCCUCGGUGGUGUCCCCUCUCCUCCUCCUCCUGCUCCUCCUCCUGUCCUCCCUGGCCUCCUGCACCUCCUCCAUGCUGUGUCCGAAGCGCUGCACCUGCCAGAACCUGCUGCCGUCCUACACCGUGCUGUGCGCCGAGACCGGCCUCCUCUUCGUCCCGCCCAACAUCGACCGCCAGACGGCCGAGCUGCGGCUGAUGGACAACUUCAUCACCACGCUGAGGCGCCGCGACUUCGCCAACAUGACCAGCCUGAUCCAUCUGACCCUGAGCAGAAACACCAUCAGUCAGAUCCGGCCCUACGCCUUCGCCGACCUCCAGGACCUCCACGCCCUCCAGCUGGACGCCAACCGCCUCACGUCCCUGGACGACGCCCACUUCCAGGGCCUGGUGAACCUGCGGCACCUCAUCCUGGCCAACAACCAGCUGCACAGCAUCACAGACGGAGCCUUUCAGGACUUCCUGGAGACGCUGGAGGACCUGGACCUGAGCUACAACAACCUGGUGGACAUCCCCUGGGACACCGUGGCCAUGUUGGUCAGCGUCAACACGUUGAGUCUGGACCACAACCUGAUCCAGAGCGUCCCCGAGGGGAUCUUCUCCAACCUGCACCAGCUGGCCAGACUGGACAUGACGUCCAACAAGCUGAAGAAGAUUCCUCCCGACCCGCUGUUCCUGCGGAUCCCGGUGUACGCCAAGCUGAAGGGUUCUCCUCUCACCGCGCUGGUGCUGAGCUUCGGAGGAAACCCUCUGCACUGUAACUGUGAGCUGGUGUGGCUGCGCCGGCUGACCCGCGAGGACGACCUGGAGACAUGCGCGUCCCCCAGGGACCUGGCCGGGAAAUACUUCUGGACCAUCAAGGAGGAAGAGUUUGUGUGUGAGCCACCGAUGAUAACUCGCCACACCUCCAAGAUGUUUGUGAUGGAAGGUCAGGAGGUCAGCCUGCGCUGCAAGUCCAUGGGCGACCCCGAGCCCUCGACGCACUGGGUCAGUCCGGACGGGAAGCUGAUCGCAAACACGUCCAGAAGCGUCUGCUACGAGAACGGCUCGCUGGACAUCCUCAAGGCCUCGGUGAAGGAUUCUGGAAAGUUCACGUGCAUAGCGUCGAACGCCGCCGGCGAGGCCACGGCGCCCGUGGAGCUGGUCGUGAACCCGUCUCCGCACUUUGACCCCAAGCUGGACCCGGACCCGGGGCCGUCCGACAUCCCCACCUCCAUCAAGUCCAACGCCAGCGGAGGCCACGCCCGGUCCGACCAGCAGAGGGUCAGCGUGUCGGAUCUGACCUCCGGCUCCGCCUCCAUCAGGUGGCCCCCCCAGAACCACAUCCCGGGGGUCCGCAUGUACCAGAUCCAGUACAACAGCUCCACCGACGACCUGCUCAUAUACAGGAUGAUCCCAGCCAACCACAAGUACUUCCUGCUGAGCGACCUGGCGUCCUCGCGGGACUACGAGCUGUGCGUCCUGGCCGUGUACGACGACGGCAUCACGGCGCUGACGGGCACCAAGCUGGUGGGCUGCGUGUCCUUCUCCACGGAGACGGAGUACGGACGCUGCCACUCCAUACGAGACCAGUUCCUCGGUGGCACCAUGAUCAUCAUCAUCGGGGGGAUCAUCGUGGCCUCGGUCCUCGUCUUCAUCUUCAUCCUCCUGAUGAAGUACAAGCUGCACAGUAACCACGACAAGCAGAAGGCCGCCGCACGCCACGCCAACGUCUGCUCGCAGACCAACGGAGGAGGAGCAGGAGGAGGAGGAGGAGGAGGAGGAGGAGGAGGAGGAGGAGGAGCAGGAGGAGGAGACACCGUCCUCGCUCUGCCUCCGUCCUCCUCCUCUGUGGGACAAGGUGUGUGUGACUACAGAGACUACCUGUUCAAACUUCUUCUGAUUGGUGACUCUGGAGUUGGAAAGUCAUGUCUGCUGCUGCGCUUCGCGGAUGACACCUACACCGAGAGCUACAUCUCCACCAUCGGAGUCGACUUCAAGAUCAGAACCAUCGACAUGGACGGGAAGACGGUGAAGCUGCAAAUCUGGGACACAGCCGGGCAGGAGCGGUUUCGAACCAUCACCUCCAGCUACUACAGAGGCGCUCACGGCAUCAUCAUGGUCUCUGAUGUUGGGGGAGAGUCCUGAGUGCUGACCGUCACACGAUGGGUUGUAAAUACUUGAGGCCAACAAGGCCAAACUGAAACCUGUUCAACCAGUUUACACAAACUUUUCUGUUUUCAAACGAUCUACAAGCGGCUACAA